Macrobrachium nipponense is the source of this 2951-nucleotide messenger RNA. RefSeq lists its product as uncharacterized. Bases 25 to 2853 code for a protein of 942 amino acids. The transcript is spliced from 20 exons. NCBI's taxonomy places the organism in Eukaryota, Metazoa, Arthropoda, Malacostraca, Decapoda, Palaemonidae. The record is from RefSeq and is a predicted model, not a curated record.
CACACCACAUCUGGAAGAAGCAAAAUGAGUCGAGCUGUGAUUCUGAUAUCACUGGCGGCCGUCGCCAUGGCCCAGGAGGAGUUCUUCGAGAAGUACACUUUCACGAAGGUCAUGGCAAACUGCUUCGGAGAAGAUGUUUAUUACGACUACCUGGCAAAGGUUGGCAUCGCCCAGAGGGAGUGCCAACAGUUUCCGGUGUCGAGCCUGCAUAGCGUUGAUUACACUUACUACUCGAAAUUGGGAUACCCCGUGAAUGCAGGAGGGCAAGCUUUGUACCAUCAGUACCCUACACAAUAUUUGGGAGUCAACCAGCAGCAUUAUGGCAUCCCACAGACAUACCCACAAUACCACUACGUGAAGAAACGCCAGGCUGAAGGAGAGGCACCAGUACCAGCAGAAGAGCCAGCAGUAGCAGUGGAUCCCCCAAAACAACCCUUCUUCGAUCAGUACUACAUCCUGGAUUCCGUCAACAAGGUCAUGGCUUCUCUGAGCAACUACACCUGCACACUCCACAAACUUGGCUUUAUCGAUGAAUAUCUUAAUCUGCACGCAGCCAAUUAUGUCGAAUCAUACAAUCAGCUGCCAAUCAGUGAUGGAUUGAAGAAAGACCUUGCUGAUGGAAUUAACCACUGCGUCCAGCUGACAUACUGUCUACCUCUGGAGAGGCUCAAGUCCCCCCUCCCCCUCAACCUCCAAUACCUCCUGAUGGCAAUGAAGUGCGAGAAGGAAACGAGGACAGACGCUUGCUUCAAGGACGACCUCAGGAAGAACAUCAACGAAUUCGACCUCUCCUUGUUCCCCGAGGACGACACCGUGGAGAGCAAACUGAACAAACUAUCCGCCAUCGUCAUGGAAGCUGAUUCUCUCAACGAGCUGGAAAUUCUCUGCAAAAUGUGUCGAGCUGUGAUUCUAUUGUCACUGGCGGCCAUCGCCAUGGGCCAGGAGGAAUUUUUCGACAAAUAUAGUUUCACGAAGGUCAUGGCAAACUGCUUUGGAGAAGGUGCGUACUAUGACUACCUUGCCAAAGUUGGCAUUGCCCAGCGGGAGUGCCAACAGUACCCAGUCUCCAGUCUUCACAGCAUCGACUACCCUUACUAUGAAAAACUGGGUUACCCCAUCAACGCCGGAGGACAGCCCAUUUACUCUCAGUAUCCUUCUCAAUAUCUAGGAAACGCUGGACAUCACUAUGGGAUCCCCCAAUCUUACCCACAAUACCACUAUGUGAAGAAACGCCAGGCUGAAGGAGAAACUCCAGUAGUAGCAGAGCCACAGAAGAACCACUUCUAUGAUCAAUAUUACCUGCUGGAUUCCGUCAACAAAAUCAUGGCCGCCCUUAGCAACUACACCUGCACACUCCACAAACUUGGCCUCAUCGACGAAUACCUUAAUCUACAUGCUGCCAAAUACGUCGAACAAUAUAACGUACUUCCAAUCAGCGAUGGACUGAAGAAGGACCUUGCUGAUGGCAUUAACCACUGUGUGCAGCUGACGUACUGUCUUCCUCUGGAAAGGCUCAAGUCCCCCCUCCCCCUCAACCUCCAAUACCUCCUGAUGGCAAUGAAGUGCGAGAAGGAAACGAGGACAGACGCCUGCUUCAAGGACGACCUCAGGAAGAACAUCAACGAAUUCGACCUCUCCUUGUUCCCCGAGGACGACACCGAGAUCGUAUAUAAGGCUCUCGGGAUGAUGAGUCCAUGUGUCACAUCUGUCCACCACAGCCCAAAGGAAGACAAAAUGAGUCGAGCUGUGAUUUUCCUGUCACUGGCGACCGUCGUCAUGGCCGAGAGUGAUUUCACCGAGAAGUACACCUUCACUAAAGUCAUGGCGAGUUGUCUGGGUGGAGAAACGUACUACGCCUAUUUGGCACAAGUUGGCACCGCCCAGAGAGAGUGCCAACAGCUCCCAGUGUCAAGUCUGCAGACGGUUGGUUAUCCAAUCUACCCACAACCUGGAUACCUACACAGCCAAGCUGGUUAUUCCCCAUACAUACAACAACCUACCCACUAUCAAGGGCAUCCAGGACCAGUCUUUGGGGCACCACAAGGAUAUCCCCAGUACCAUGGAGUGCCACAAACUUAUCCUCAGCAUCAAGGUGGACCUCGGUACUAUCCUCAGCAACACGGUGGCCCACAGACCUAUCCUCAGUACUCUAGCGUACCAAAUACUUAUCCUCAGUACUCUAGCGUACCAAAUACUCAUCCUCAACACUAUGUACCGAAGAGUUAUUCCCACUACUUACAGAAACGUGAAUCUCAAGGAGGAGCAUCUACAGUAGCUCCAGUAUCUACAGGAGCUACAGUACCUACAGGAACUCCAGUAUCUACAGUAGCUCCAGUAUCUACAGGAGCUCCAGUAUCAAAUGGAACUACAGUACCUACAAAACCUCCCCCGAAGCAGCCUUUCUUCGAUAAGUACUACCUCCUGGAUUCUGUCAACACCAUUACCGCCUCCCUCAGCAACUAUACCUGUGUCCUCCAUAAGCUGGGUUUCAUUGACCAGUACCUCAACUUACGUGUGGACAACUACAACAACCACUACAGCCAAAAACCAAUUAGCAAUGAACUCAAGAAGGAUUUGACUGAUGGAGUUGCCUACUGCAGAGAUUUAACAUACUGUCUUCCCAUAGAAAGGCUCAAGUCUCCUCUCCCCCUGAACCUCCAACGCCUCCUGCUGGCGAUGAAGUGCGAAAAAGAGACCAGGACCGACGCCUGCUUCAAGGAGGACCUCAGGAAGAACAUCCACGAGUUCGACCUCUCUCUCUUCCCCAAGAACGACACUCAGGAGAGCAAACUCAACAAACUCUCCGCCAUCGUCAUGGAGGCAGAUUCACUUGAUGAACUACAGAUUCUUUGAGGCCUGAAUAUUCUUUCUAUAUUUUCUAACAUGUCUGUAAAAGGUGGUGGGUUUAGGGUAACAAUCUGUAGUACUUAAAUAAAUAAAGAAAAAAGUGA